UAGUGGUCUAAUGGUCUUCGAUACGAACGAAACCAAGCAGUCUGAGUCUGUAGAGUGCGUUCUACGGCGGAAAAUCGUUGUCCUUUGAAUAAAAAAAAGAAAGAAAGAAAGAAAAUUAAAACUCAAAAAAAGAGAACAGAAGUCAGUCACGACCUUAAUUAAUUUGAAUUAUCAUACGCGACCUCGCAAGAGCGUCGGGUCACUCUUCGUCUAAAACUGCAACUGUUCUUCGGGUCGAGGACUCAACAACAAGAAAUCAACUCGUUUUACCGUCUUCGCAGUAAGUCGACGACAAGAAUUUGCACCUUCUUUAACACCGCAUCAUUCACAAAAACACAAAGAGAGAGAGACAAGUAUCAGUGGAAUUGGAAUCUACCUUUUCAAUUUUUGGAAUUUACUUCAAAAAAAAAAUAAAUAAAAAAUAGAAAACUGUAAGGAAUUUGGGAGAAAAUAUCGUCGAGAUUAAGCGAUUAAAAAGAAAGAAAGGAAUUAUCGCCAUGCCGGCAGGUAUUGGCGCUUCGUACAGGUCACUAGGUGACCUGGGCGAGGAUGUCUACAAAAGUACAACAAUCGUUGAUCAAACGCAAACCACCGGACAAAGUGUUCUCGAGAGUGUGAAGAAGGCCUUCAGUUUUGCCGCGCCCAAAAUUGAUAUCAGAAAGAAAAAUCUUUUGAUCGAAGAUUCUACCAGAGAGAACAUCUCCAUUGUUUCAAGGGACAGAAACAAGAUGCCAGCCGCUGCCAGUGCCGAGGAAUCAGCACUUUUGGGCACAAUGCCUUCUGAUAGUAUGGACGACAUUGAACUGAAGAAUAUUCAGCUACAAUUUCCAGCACUUAGGUAUUUGACAAGAGAUGAUGCAUCGGUUCAAGAAGAGAGAAUCGAAACCGACAGAGGUACAGUGUUGGUGGCAAUUCAAGGGAAUCGGGCAAAACCUGCCAUUCUUACUUAUCACGAUUUAGGCCUUAAUUAUAUCUCGAGCUUCCAGACUUUCUUCAAUUACAUCGACAUGCGCGUUCUCUUAGAAAACUUUUGCGUUUAUCAUGUGAACGCACCAGGACAAGAAGAAGGCGCUCCCACAUUACCUGACGAUUAUAUUUAUCCGUCCAUGGAUGACUUGGGGGAACAAUUGUUGUUCGUUUUAGGGCAUUUUGGCUUGAAAUCAGUUAUAGGAUUUGGCGUUGGUGCGGGCGCAAAUAUUCUUGCGCGUUUUGCUCUCGCUCAUCCGGAAAAAAUAAAUGCCCUCUGCUUGAUAAAUUGUGUCUCGACACAGGCCGGUUGGAUUGAAUGGGGUUAUCAGAAAUUAAAUGUUCGUUAUCUAAGGUCGCAGGGCAUGACUCAAGGUGUACUCGAUUACCUGAUGUGGCAUCAUUUUGGCAGAGGUACCGAAGAGAGGAAUCACGAUCUCGUUCAAGUUUACAAGAAUUAUUUCGAGCGUCGAGUAAAUCCAACGAAUUUAGCAUUAUUUAUCGAUAGUUAUGUACAACGUACGGAUUUGAAUAUUAGCCGGGAAUUGGAUCCAACUCGUAAGAAGGAGGGAUUAACAUUAGACGUGCCGGUAAUGAACAUCACAGGAUCACUUAGUCCUCAUGUUGAUGAUACUGUCACAUUAAAUGGACGACUUGAUCCCACUAAUAGUUCUUGGAUGAAGAUUUCGGAUUGCGGAAUGGUACUGGAGGAACAACCAGGAAAAGUUAGCGAGGCCUUUCGAUUGUUUCUACAGGGUGAAGGAUAUGAAACCAAUUUACGGAUUGACAUUAUUCAUCGAUUUUCACUGACAAUGAUCGACAUACGUGCUAAUGCGCAAAAGUCACAUGACAUUUCGAGUCUAGAAGGUCGCAUAUCCAUUGAAAAAAAAAAAACAUACAACAAUUCUAAAGAAAUCCGUUAAAUAAAUCAAAUAUUUAUUUUUAAUCAACGAGCUUUUUAUAAAUAUUCAAAAAAUGAACUUGCGACCUUCUAACGCGAUAUUUCUAACUGGCGAGUACCAAAAAAAGAAAAAGAAAAAGAAAAAAAAAUUUAAACAGAAAAUUUAACAGAAAGGAAAGAAAUAAUUAGGUUUUGGUUUCAAUCUAAAUAAUAUAUCGGUUGGUAUCGCAUUAACAACGUAUUGGCCUACGAUCGUAGAUACGUAGUUAUCACCUGUGUAUUGCAAAAUUUAUCGAUGUUACAUUUGCCUGCGUUCUUGCAGAAUGAAUUGUUUAUAUAAAAGUGUGUUGCUCUUAUAACGUAGUCGAAACGCGAUUCUCAAAAAGCGCAGUCUAAAAACUUUAUCGCAUUGACAAGUGAACGAUGGAAAAUUGCCACUUUUUUAAAUUAAAAACAAAAUCUCACAAUCAGUAUGAAGUAUAAAUUUUAAUUACAAAAUUUAAAUUUAGUAUUUUUCCAAAGACCGAUACACUUCUUUUUUCAUUUAUAAAUAUUCUCCGCCGAAAAAAAGAACCAGCAAAAAGAAAAAUAUUCAGAAAAAUAUAUUUUGUUCAUUUCUACUAUAUUUGUAAAUUUUUACUAUUUAUAAUGCAAAAAAAAAAAAUUGAGAGAACAUUCGAAUAAAGGCUGGAACCCUUUGUUUCGACAUUCACUUCAGUAUCGGUCUAGAAAUAAAAAAAAAUUCUACACUGGAAAAAAAUUUGAUUCAAAUAACCGAUUGUCUUAUCAAAUAAAUAUUUACUUGAAUCAAACAAUUUUUAUUUCAAUCAACGAAAUUGUGUUUGAAUCAAUAAAUUCAGUAUUUGAAGCAGAAUUUAAUUGGCUCAAAUAAAAAUUAUUUGAUUCAAGUAAAUUGAUAAUUGAUUCAAGUAAUUGAUAAUAAUUUUAAAGAAUCAAAAUGUCCGAUCAAAUAUGGCGGACUUGUUUUUGAUAUAACAAGUUUAAAUUUCGCUAAGUUAAUUUAAAGUAAAAAUUAAAAAUUGAGUCGCAAAUUAAAUUCAAUAGAUUGUUUAUUUUUUUCUCAGUAUUUAGAGAGGGAAAAAAAUUGAAUCAGAAAAGGAAGCAAUUAUAGUAAGUGAAAUAUUUAAGAAAUAACGUCAAAAGAACUGAGAUGAGUUUUUAGAUUGCGCGUAAAUAUAGUGUAUACGCGAUAUAGGAUUACCCAACGUUUUUCCAAAUGCAUUUUUCACGAAAUUCAUUUUUUUUCCGACAACUAUAUUUUCCUGACAGAUACUUUUCACGAAAGCAAUUUCCCGACAUUUUAUUCUUUAAAAUCCUAUUUUAAAUUCUAUUUUCAUCCUAUUUUCAAAAAGGGACUUUUUUUAAUUCUAAAAUAUUUUCAGUGACUGACGACUGUUAAUCUUUAUAAUUUACAUAGAAAUAGUCCAAAUAAAAAGUUAAGACAGAAAUAUAUUUUACGAGUAAAAAUUGAAGGCGUCGAUACAAAUCUUAUACGAAUUUAGGUCUAAUUUUUUUUACAUUCUCAUUUUUUUAAUUGUGUAGCAUUAUUGAAAGUUCAAAACUGUUCUUCUGUGAAGUCUUAUAAAAAGUUUUCACGUGAACGUCAUGUUGCAAGUUGUCUGCUUUUCGAAUUAGUCACUCUCACGCCAUCUGGUGUUAUGUCGUCCAAAGGCGGGAAAAUUUGAAUUCUAAACGUAUUUAUUUUAAAUUAGAUUCGUUUAAUUUUGUAUAUUUUUAAUAAAUUAAUAAAUAAUAAAUUAAUAAAUUAA
Molecule: messenger RNA, 3657 nt
Organism: Leptopilina heterotoma
Lineage: Eukaryota; Metazoa; Arthropoda; Insecta; Hymenoptera; Figitidae
Gene: MESK2
Product: protein NDRG3
Exons: 9
Coding region: 498-1889 (463 amino acids)
Biological process (GO): signal transduction
Cellular component (GO): cytoplasm
Source: RefSeq, a predicted model, not a curated record